This is a messenger RNA of Apiotrichum porosum, 630 nucleotides long. It is a transcript of the gene VPS28, whose product is annotated as Vacuolar protein-sorting-associated protein 28. Gene Ontology annotation, biological process: protein transport to vacuole involved in ubiquitin-dependent protein catabolic process via the multivesicular body sorting pathway. The record is from RefSeq and is a predicted model, not a curated record. Gene Ontology annotation, cellular component: ESCRT I complex. The transcript is spliced from 4 exons. Gene Ontology annotation, molecular function: protein-containing complex binding. Lineage: Eukaryota; Fungi; Basidiomycota; Tremellomycetes; Trichosporonales; Trichosporonaceae. The coding region runs from base 1 to 630 and encodes 209 amino acids.
AUGAACCUCGAUGAGGAGGUCCGCCUGCCCACCACCCCGGCCGAGCGCGAACGCACCGAAAACCUCGCAACGCUCUACAGCAUCGUCGUCAGCCUCGAGUACCUGGAGCGUGCAUAUGUGCGGGAUUCUGUCAGCUCAAAGGAAUACGAGCCGGCAUGUACUCGCCUCUUGGCUCAGUAUAAAAGUGUCAUGAAGGUUGUGGGCGAGGAGAUUGGGGGCGUGGAGACGUUCAUGAAGCGGUAUCGGAUGGACCACCCUGCAGCUCUGCACCGCAUACAAGUCGGUGUACCCGCCACGGUUGAACACAGCGCCGAGGCAGGUGGUGGUGGCGAGAGCGGCAAAUACGUGGCCGAGGCAACACAGGCCUUCAUCACCUUUAUGGACGCGCUCAAGCUCAACCUCCGCGCCAAAGACCAACUGCACCCUCUCCUCACCGAGGUCAUGUCUGGCUACGCAAAGUUCAAAGGAAGCGCCGAGUGGGAGGGCCGCGCAAAGAUCAUUCACUGGCUCAUUACCCUCAAUGCCAUGAAGGCUUCCGACGAGAUCACAGAGGAGCAGUCUCGCCAGAUGCUAUUCGACAUCGAGAACGCGUACAACGAGUUCUUCCGUUCGCUAAGCUCGGGCAACUAG